AUGAAUCACACUUUAAAUGACACCGACUAUGACCAGUUCUAUGACGAUGAAGUCUGUGAAAAGGGGGAAGUGGUCAAGUUUGGAUCCAUCGCCAUCCCUGUAUUCUUCUCCGUUGUGAUCGCACUGAGCCUCACGGGAAACCUCCUCGUCCUUGUAAUCCUUGCUUUGUACGAAAACCUCAAGUCUCUCACCAACAUUUUCAUCCUGAACCUGGCCAUCUCUGACCUCGUCUUCACCACCGGUCUGCCCUUCUGGGCAAUUUACCACAUCUGGGGAUGGCUGUUUUCCGAGGCCCUUUGCAAAGUAGUGACUUUUGUCUUCUUCACUGGGUUUUACAGCAGCAUCCUCUUCCUGACCAUCAUGACCAUCUACAGGUAUCUGGUAGUGGUCCACCCACUGUCCAGCCUGAGACUCAGCACGGGGGUGUAUGUGUCUUUCCUCCUGUGGAUAAUCAGCAUUGGAGCUGCCAUUCCCUCCCUGCUCUACAGCUCCCUUGUCUCGAUCCCUCACAACGGUGAACACUCCCUGGGCUGCGAGUACAAAUCCCCCCUGUGGAAAAGCAUCGGUGUCUUCCAACAGAACAUUUUCUUCCUGGUCACGUUUGCAGUGAUGACUUUCUGCCACGUUCAAUUACUGUGGAAAAUCACACGAACGAGAUCGCACACAAAGAACAGAGCCGUGAAGUUAGUCUUCUGCAUCGUGGCGGUGUUCUUCCUCGGCUGGGUGCCGUACAACGUGGUCAUCUUUCUGAGGGUUUUGGCUGACAAAGUGGUACCGCCAUUCCAUAACUGUGACACAAGUAUCAAUCUGGACUACGCGUUCUGCGUGUGCCGGCUCAUUGCUUUCUCCCACUGCUGCUUGAACCCUGUCUUUUACGCGCUUGUCGGGGUGAAGUUCAGGAGUCACUUGAAGUCGUUGCUGCUCCGAUUGUUCAUUCGAAGGCCGGCUGACGAGCAGCAGGUCAGAAUGCAGAACAUCUCACGUGCAUCGAUGCUCUAGUCUAGUUGCUGAUGAAGUAUGCCAUUUGCUGAAGUCCAGUGUGUACUUCAUCAAAUCCAUUGUAUCGAAAUAUAGGAAUACAGGGUUCAUACUUUUUAGUUUGUAGCAAUCUACACUCAUUAUUAAAUUUGGACUUUAUCUAUUUAUCCUGUCCGUGUCAAACCUCAUAUUAUAUAGUUUGUAUGGGACAGUUAAUCUUUAAUUGUUACAUACAUUCACGUACUGGCACUUUAAAGAGAGUCACACUUUUUAUAGACGUAAAAAUAUAAUGAAUUAGUUACAGUGGAUCCAUAAUAGUAUACAGUAUAUGUUCAUUUAAAACUAUGCCUACUCUCUCUUUUGUGAGGAUGUUUUCAAUUAUCACUUUAAUUAAGAUUUAUUCUGCGAAUUUAAUACAAUGUGUCAUUAACAGUCUGUUGCAAAUGUCAGUACAUUUAGUCCAGUAAUGGUACCACCCAAUAAAAAUCAAUGUAAACAUAUUUGACAUUUUGAGUCCCUCUGUGCAAUAAAAAACACAAUGGCUUUUUUCAACUGACCAGAUUUUUUAUUAUAAGUCUCUACCAAGUGGUUGAGAUGUCCAUUGAUGGUAAAAGUGCAUCUCUACGGAAUCUAAUGUCCACUUCGUGUGUUAGGGUGAAUGUUGAUAUGUAGUGUAAAGCGUAUAUACUGUACAUAUUUAU
This is a messenger RNA of Pseudoliparis swirei, 1679 nucleotides long. RefSeq names its product chemokine XC receptor 1-like. The record is from RefSeq and is a predicted model, not a curated record. The transcript has a single exon. NCBI's taxonomy places the organism in Eukaryota, Metazoa, Chordata, Actinopteri, Perciformes, Liparidae. Gene Ontology annotation, biological process: G protein-coupled receptor signaling pathway; chemotaxis; immune response. Gene Ontology annotation, cellular component: membrane. Bases 1 to 999 code for a protein of 332 amino acids. Gene Ontology annotation, molecular function: chemokine receptor activity.